AUGUUUGCGUCUUCGACCCGUGCCCUGCACAGAACCUCGCGGAGCCUUUCCACAUGGCGUUCUGGAAGGAAAGCAAUAAUUGCACUCCCGUCGCGUGGCGCAGUUCCGAGGCUCCACUCUGGUCUUAUCAUUAACCCCGGCGCCUUGUGGAGUCAUUGUAAUCGAACCAUCACCGACUAUUCCAACGCCAAACGGACUUCCACUGGCAAAAUGGACGGCGCCGCGAUCAUCGCUUCUUCUCUCAAGCACCAGGUUGGAGAUAAACUAAAUAAUGUACCUAAGAAGUGUUAGAAGAUAUAUUUGAAGUCAGUUAUAAGAAACAAGAAAAUAACGAAUUUUCUGACGACUGCUAAAUCCAAAAAAACAUCCUAUCGAAGAAAGAUGUUCUCAAUCUUUAUCUUGUACCUUAAAAACCUUCUUUGAAAGUUCCAAGCUUUUUUUGGACUACCAUGAGGAAAGGAUUGAGUCUGAUAUUCAAUUUAUCUAAAAAAAAAGUGGAAAGUUUGGAUUUCAACAGUUUGAAAAAGAAGAAACCCAAACAAGACCUAACGAUAUUCAUAACCGACUUGUCGUUAGGUCUAUUUUUAUUCUAAUUCUUAGCACAACUUUUUUUUUUGAGAUUCGCACAUACUGAAAAGUUAUUUUCGUUUUCUGAGUGAAACUUAUUAUUAGUUUGAAUUUUAUUCAUGUGUUAUUCUUCUGAAUGUCUAAUUUAUUUUAAGUUCAAUUUUUUUCCUAAGCGUCUUUCUCAUAUCGAAAAAAACAUAAAAGGAAAGAGAAUGACCGAAUUGAUAACACUGAUAAGAGAAUUCGCGUGUGUUAUUGAAUAUCAGCGGGUUGUGACUUCUCAGCAAGAUUCUUUUCAAAGGAACCUGGGAUUUCAGAUGUUUCCAAGAGAAAAUGACUUAAAAAGGAAUUCCAAAAUUUCAUUUGGAAGACUCAAAAAUAUUUUUUUGGCAUAAAUCAAAAAAACGGAAAAAACUCUAUAGCUAUACUACUCUAAAAAUAGUUUAACUCGAACAAAAAAAAAAGAAAGAUCAAAGUGAUUCAUAGUAAAUCGAUAAGAUUUGGAUUUGAGGGUGUCGAAUACAUGUUCGGCGUGGUCGGAUUUCCAGUCAUCGAGGUUGGAAUGGCGGCCCAGGCGCACGGAAUCAAAUACAUCGGAUGUCGCAAUGAGCAAGCUGUGAGUACAUCCGGAAAAUCCAUUCCCGAACUUGAUUCACGAGAUCAGUUCAGGCAGCCUACGCCGCACAGGCGAUGGGCUACUUGACCGGAAAGCCGGUGGCUCUUUUGGUCGUUUCCGGACCCGGAAUCCUGCACGCGAUUGGAGGCUUGGCCAACGCUACUGUCAACUGUUGGUCCGUUUUUUUUGAGGGUUUAUCUUAAAGUCCGCCAGUAGGACUUAAUUAAAAUAAUAUUCAAAUAGUUCAGAGUUUAUUAUUGGUAUCGUAUUGGAAAAUAACCAAAUGAUUCAAUAAUUGCGAAGAUUUCUUUUUUCUUAAGCUUAGAAAACGCUUUUCAAAGUUUCUUAUGGAAAUAUUUAAUGAAUGUCUUCAGCCAAGUGAACAAAAGCGUGACGAAAAAAAAAGUUUGCGUCCGUAAUUUCUACGCACCCUGUAAUAAUAACUUUGUGUAAAAACUCCGAACCGCUCUUUAACCCCUUUUUGUGAUUUGACUUGGUUAAGGCCGGUGAUCUGUCUCGGCGGAACUGCCGACGUCGAUUUGGAAGGCCGCGGGGCUUUCCAGGAAUGGCCGCAAGUCGAAGCAGUACGGAGCGCCUGCAAACACGUUAGUCGUCCGACGACUCUCCAGUCCAUUCCCGCCCACAUCGAGAAGGUCGGAACCAGUCUAAUCAAAAAUAGAUUAGAAUAUUUGUUGAUUAAUAAUCCUCUAACUUGGGGGUUAUUCAGCGAACCACUUUUCAGCAAAAGAUCAUUUAAAAACGACAAAGAUUGAAAAAGAGACCUUUUCAAGAGAAAAAGAAAAUAUAAAAGAAAAUCCUCAAAAUUUCGUAGAAGAUUGUUUUUGAGUUCUGAGUGAAAUGAUCGUUUUUGUUAGGAACUUUAUUUCCAUAACCUCUGAGUUUCUCUCUUCUUGAAAACUGGAUAAAUGAAUAUCUUCCUCAUUUUAUUCGAAUUAUCUUCUCUGUAGGCGGUUCGCGAGUCCUUGUACGGUCGGCCGGGAGCUGUCUACGUCGACAUUCCUGGAAACUUGGUCCUUACCAGUACUGAGGACGAGAUUGUGUUAGUUAAUUCCAAAAAUCCAAAAGAGUUUCUGGAUUUCAGGCAGCCGCCAAAAGUAUCUCUGCCGGCUCCAGUUUCGGUCCCACCAUCGGGAGUCAUUGGAAAAGCGAUCGAGGUGAUCCAGGAGGCCAAGAAACCCCUGGUCAUCGUUGGAAAAGGUGGGGAAAGGUCCACUGAAAAAGCAAAAUAAGUAUUCUCAGGAGCCGCUUGGUCGGAACGGGGAGCGACGUUGGUCCAGCACUUCUUGACGCGCUCCAAGCUGCCUUGGUUGGCGACUCCCGGCGGAAAAGGCGUCUGCAGCGAUCUCAACAAGAGGUCCGCCUCUCCCAAUGAUUCUCCGAUAGGUCAUCCUCAGGUCUGUUGCUCCGGCUCGAUCUCUCGCUCUGAGGGAAGCCGACACAAUCGUCCUCAUCGGCGCCAGACUCAACUGGAUCCUCCAUUUCGGACUUGCGCCUCGGUUCCAGAAGAACGUCAAGAUUGUUCAGGUUUACAGAGAAUAAUUUGGAGCGGCUUCUUGAUCUUUCAUUCAAUUAAAUAGAAGAGUUUUUGCAUUAAAUAAAAUGUAUUGAAACUCAAAAUCGAGAAAGAUAUUAAUUAAUAAAUAAAAAAAGGUUUGAAAUCUGUGAAUUCUUAAUAUUCCUAUAAAGUUGUUCGGAGGUUGACUGCAAAAUUAUUUUUCAUUUUCGCUUUUAUGAUUAUUUCCUAACAUAAAGUAACUUCGAGGACUUGUUCAAAUAUUCCAACUAUCUAUUUUAUCACUGGAAAAUCCUUUCCUGACUUUUUCUGAUUUCAGUUUGACCUUCUAUUUUCUUCUGACUUCAGCUCGACCUCUGUCCGGAAGAGUUCCACCAGAACGUGGAGACGACGGUUCCGCUGCUCGGAGACAUCGGCGAGACCCUCUCCCAGAUGGUCCACCAACUCGGCGACUGGAACUACGACGAGUCGAGUGCCUGGUUCAAACAGCUCCAGGAAAACUCGGAGAAAAAUCGGCAGGUCGUCGAGAAACUCGCCAACGACCACUCCACGCCGCUCAACUACUACGCCGCCUAUCAUCCCGUUCGUCUGAUUACAAAGAAAAGAUAUCCGAGUUCAGAUCCGCGAGUUCCUCUCCAAACACGACGUCUUGGUUGUGAAUGAAGGCGCCAACACGAUGGACAUUGGCCGGACGAUGAUGCCGUCGGUUCUGCCGAAGCGACGUCUCGACGCUGGAACCUUCGGUCGGUUUUCAGGAAAUUGAGUGUCUACCAAGGAUAGGCCUGACCUCACAAAGAGAAAAGAAGGAUAAUAUCGUUUUUUUGAGUUUGAGCUGUCAAUUAUUUUCUUUGAGGGUACUUUUGAGAUUAGAUUCCAAACCAGCGUGAAAAAAAGAUCACUUGGUUUUCAAAUUUCAUUCAGAAUUGUCUUAUUUUUUUAGUUUAGAAAUGACCUGGUUUACGCAGUCUUCAGAGAAGGCUCUCUGCUAAUCACAGAAUAAUUGAAAAUUUUUUUUUUCGGUUGAUAAAGAGAAGCUCGCCUUUUGUGACAGUAUUAUAGAAGUUUUCGGCUUUUCGAAGAUUUUCCCCAGACCUUCAAAACUGAUAAUAUUGAAGGAAUGGUCAGAAAUGGCAUUCUGAUUAUUUAUAGUUGAUUGAGAAAGACAGGAGGUUCAUAACAUGAAGAUGAUCUCCCAACUGUUACAUUUGUUCUGCAGGAACGAUGGGCGUAGGACAAGGCUACGCCCUCGCGGCGGCCCUGUACUGCCGCGACCACUCGCCGAAGACGAAGGUGCUCGUCGUUCAGGGCGACAGCGCGUUCGGCUUCUCCGCCAUGGAACUCGAGACGAUCGCCCGCUACAAACUGCCCGUCGUCACGGUCAUCAUCAACAACAGCGGCAUCUACCGAGGACUUCUGCCCGACGACAUGGCCAGCGUCGAGGGAGACCUCACUCUGAAGUCUCCUUCCUUCCAUUUUUCAUCGAAAUGCGAAUACUUUCAGCCUGCCUGUCCUUUCUCUGACAGCCGAGUGCCGCUACGAGAAGAUGUGUCAGGCUUUUGGAGGCGAAGGUCACUUCGUUCGCAGUGUUCCUGAAGUGAGUCUGUUCAUCGCGGAAUUUCGAACGAUUUUCCCUGAAGAUAAAAUGUAAAAAUGACCCGUGAAACGAUCCCAAGGAUUGAGGGAUCGCAUAUAAAUCAGGCUAUUUCAAACUGUUGUUAAUAGAUUAUCACUUCGGCUAUAGUCCAUUGGCAGUUUUCGCGUGUCUGCGUCUCUUUGUUCCCUCAUCGGAUCAGAGGUCAGAGAAAAAUGGUAAUAGCACGUAAACAGAAGAGAGACGUCGAAAGUUAAGGAGGGCGCAGAGAAGUCCCUCCCUUUCAUUUGGCGAAAAACAAACUAUACCUACGUUUUCGAACUUCAGAGUAAAUUUAGAAAUCAGAAAAGCCGUGAAUUGAAUUCAUCUGUAUAACUGAAAGAAUCAAGUUUGGUAGACUGCAGAGCUUUCAUUCAUAAAAUUCAAACAUAUCUUUCAGAUCAAGGAUGCUUUGGAGAAGGCUUUCGCCAAGACGGACGGCCCCACAGUCAUCAACGCCAUCAUUUCAACGGACUCCGAGAGAAAGCCCCAGAAAGAUCAUUGGCUGACCCGCUCCAAGAUGUAA
This is a messenger RNA of Caenorhabditis auriculariae, 4873 nucleotides long. NCBI's taxonomy places the organism in Eukaryota, Metazoa, Nematoda, Chromadorea, Rhabditida, Rhabditidae. The record is from the annotation of a GenBank genome assembly.